AUGUCUUCUCAAACGUUAUCGAUGAUGAUGGCGAACGUGAGAAUUUCGUCGGCGACGGGAACCUCAAAAUCGACGACGACGACGACGACGCCGCGCGCUGCGAGCUUAUCCGCGAAGCAUGCAAACGGAAACUCGAAGGUUUUUUACGCGAACAGUUUGUCAUUGAACAAAUCUAGAGACUCAGUCGCGACGUUUAGCAUUUCCGCCAGCGGGAGCGGGACGAAGAAAGGUUUAUAUCAAUUCGUCGAGCGGGUGAACUCGCCGCAGAUGAAGGAUGAUUUGAUUCCUUUUCGAGUAGGAAUGACGGUGAAGGUUGGCGUGACGGUCACGGAAGGGAACAAGAGCAGAGUGCAGCCGUACGAAGGUUUGAUUAUUGGCAUUCACAGAGCGGGCGUUGCGAGUACGAUUACGGUCCGAAAAUCCUUGCAAGGGUUCGGGGUUGAGAGAAUUUUCCCGAUUCACUCGCCGUUGUGCUCGUUCCAAGAGGUCAGAGGCGCGGGUAAGCCAAUCGCAAGACGCUCCAAGUUGUACUACUUGAGAGAACGCGUUGGUAAGAACGCGAAAUUAAAGAGUAGAUUUGUUGCGAAAAAAGAAGGAUUGAGCCGAUGGCAAGUGAAGCAAAACGCGUUGAUUGCCGAGAAGGAAGCCGCGGCGGCGGAGGCGGCGAGAGUCCAAGCGGAAAUCGAGGCAAAGGCGAAGGCCGAGGAGGAGAGACUCCAAGCGGAAGCCGAGGCGAAGGCGGCCGCGGAAGCCAAAGCUAAGGAGGAGGAAGCCGCUGCCGCUGCUGCUGAAGCCGCUGCUGCUGAAGCCGCUGCUCCCGCGGAAGAGGCGGCUCCGGAAGCCGAAGCUGCUCCUGCGGAAGAGGCGGCUCCGGAAACCGAAGAAGGUUCGGCGUAA
Bathycoccus prasinos is the source of this 897-nucleotide messenger RNA. RefSeq names its product 50S ribosomal protein L19. NCBI's taxonomy places the organism in Eukaryota, Viridiplantae, Chlorophyta, Mamiellophyceae, Mamiellales, Bathycoccaceae. Gene Ontology annotation, cellular component: ribosome; cytosolic large ribosomal subunit. The record is from RefSeq and is a predicted model, not a curated record. The transcript has a single exon. Gene Ontology annotation, biological process: translation. Gene Ontology annotation, molecular function: structural constituent of ribosome. The coding region runs from base 1 to 897 and encodes 298 amino acids.